CCCAAUCCUCAUUUUCUCUCUCUUCAGUACCAGAGAGAGAGAGAGAGAAAGUAUAAGAAGAUAUGAUCCUAAGCCCAAAGAUUCAAUCUUUCGAGCUUUACAUUCUUGUCCUAAAUUAAAAAGACAAUGAGCAAACCUCUCCAAAAUCCAAUCUUUGACGCGCUUUUCUGCGACGAGGAGGAGCGUUUCGAUGACGACGAUGAAGAAGAAGCGCGUGGCGAUUUCAACGAGAUUCGCGAAAAUCCCAUUGAUUCUCUGUUCGAGCACGACCUUUUCUGGGAGGACGAAGAGAUUACCACACUACUAUCCAAAGAAAAAACACAGCCCGGUGUUGUAAAUUCCGACACCCCUUUCAAUACGUCGCGAAACGACGCCGUUUCUUGGGUUCUUCGGGUGGUCACGCGCCACGGGUUCGCCGCCGCCACCGCCGCUUUGGCCGUGAACUAUUUCGACAGGUUUAUUACAAGCAUCUUCUUUCAGAGAGAUAAGCCAUGGAUGGGUCAAUUAGCAGCUGUGGCCUGUGUUUCUGUAGCUGCAAAAAUGGAGGAGACCCAAGUUCCUCUCUUACUAGACCUUCAAGUAGAGGAAUCGAAGUACGUGUUCGAAGGAAGAACGGUUCAAAGAAUGGAGCUUUUGGUGCUUUCAACCCUCCAAUGGAGAAUGAAUCUUGUGACUCCAAUCUCUUUCGUUGACCACAUUGUAAGAAGAUUUGACUUGUUCACUAAUCUGCAUUUCGAUUUUUUUCGGAGGUGCGAGCGUGUGCUUAUCUCGAUUCUCACCGAUUGUAGGCUUGUGCAUUAUAUUCCUUCGGUUAUUGCCGGUUCGAUUAUGAAAUAUGUUAUCGGGGAGUUUGAGCAUUUUGAUGAAUUGGGUUACCUAAAUCAACUUAUGAGUGCCCUUGGAACUACCGAGGAAAAAAUCGACGAUUGCUAUAAACUAAUAACGGAUGUGAUGGAUCAUGAUGAUGGUGAUGAUGAUUACGGCUAUAAGUUUCGCCACAAGCGUAAAAGCGGGACCUACGUCCCGAGCAGCCCGAGCGGAGUUGUGGAUGCGUAUUUCAGCUCGGAUAGCUCGAACGACUCUUGGGAGUUUGCAUCGUCGAUGACACCAUCAUCAUCAUCAUCAUCGUUAUGGCCCGAGCCUUUGUUUAAGAGGAGCAGAGCUCAUUGAUUCAUUUGAUUUUGGAAUCGGUACUUCGUAAUCGAUCUUUUUUAUAUGUUUUUUAUAUUUUAUUUUUUUGGGUUCGGAUCAUGAUUAAGUGAAAUUUUUGCGGUGUAUAAAACUGCGUUUAAUUGGCUUCGGAUCAUGAUUAAGUGAUUUUUUUGCGGUGGAUAAACUGCGUUUAACUGGAUUAACUUCUUUGAUUAUGGAUGGAGA
Erythranthe guttata (spotted monkey flower) is the source of this 1377-nucleotide messenger RNA. Its product is annotated as cyclin-D3-2. NCBI's taxonomy places the organism in Eukaryota, Viridiplantae, Streptophyta, Magnoliopsida, Lamiales, Phrymaceae. The record is from RefSeq and is a predicted model, not a curated record.